Messenger RNA from Balaenoptera acutorostrata (minke whale), 2079 nucleotides. RefSeq names its product G protein pathway suppressor 1 (gene GPS1). The record is from RefSeq and is a predicted model, not a curated record. Gene Ontology annotation, cellular component: COP9 signalosome. Lineage: Eukaryota; Metazoa; Chordata; Mammalia; Artiodactyla; Balaenopteridae. Bases 16 to 1683 code for a protein of 555 amino acids. The transcript has 15 exons.
GCGGGGUGGGCGAAGAUGCCGCUGCCGGUUCAGGUGUUUAACUUGCAGCAGCCAGCCAGCUCUGUGUCAGGGUCGGGGGGUGCAGAGAGUCAGGACAGAAUGCGGGGUGGCCCGGCCCCCCGCGCGGCCGCGUCGUCAGUGGCAGAUGUGCACUGCGCCCCUCCCAGCGGUAGGUCAGAGCUCUUCCUGCCGGGCACGGCCGGGGACUUCAGCCUGAGCGCCAGCCUGUCGGCCUGUACGCUGCUUUAUGAGGGGGCCGUGGAGCCUAUGCAGAUUGAUGUGGACCCCCAGGAGGACCCGCAGAACGCUCCCGAUGUCAACUACGUUGUGGAGAACCCCACCCUGGAUCUGGAGCAGUACGCGGCCAGCUACAGUGGCCUGAUGCGCAUCGAACGACUGCAGUUCAUUGCUGACCACUGCCCCCCGCUGCGGGUGGAGGCCCUGAAGAUGGCCCUGUCCUUCGUCCAGAGGACCUUCAACGUGGACAUGUACGAGGAGAUCCACCGCAAGCUCCUGGAGGCUGCCAGGGAGCUGCAGAAUGCACCCGACGCCAUCCCUGAGAGCGGUGUGGAGCCCCCACCCUUGGACACGGCCUGGGUGGAGGCCACGCGGAAGAAGGCCUUGCUGAAGCUGGAGAAGCUGGACACAGAUCUGAAGAACUACAAGGGCAAUUCUAUCAAGGAGAGCAUCAGGCGUGGCCAUGACGACCUGGGUGACCACUAUCUGGACUGUGGGGACCUUAGCAACGCCCUCAAGUGUUACUCCCGGGCCCGGGACUACUGCACCAGCGCCAAGCACGUCAUUAACAUGUGCCUCAACGUCAUCAAGGUCAGCGUCUACUUGCAGAAUUGGUCUCACGUGCUGAGCUAUGUCAGCAAGGCAGAGUCCACCCCGGAAAUUGCCGAGCAGCGUGGGGAGCGUGACACCCAGACUCAGGCCAUCCUCACCAAGCUCAAGUGUGCAGCAGGCCUGGCUGAGUUGGCCGCACGCAAGUACAAGCAGGCUGCCAAGUGCUUCCUGCUGGCUUCCUUCGAUCACUGCGACUUCCCCGAGCUGCUCUCCCCCAGCAACGUGGCCGUGUAUGGUGGCCUGUGCGCCUUGGCCACCUUUGACCGGCAGGAGCUGCAGCGCAAUGUCAUCUCCAGCAGCUCCUUCAAGUUGUUCUUGGAGCUGGAGCCACAGGUUCGGGACAUUAUCUUCAAAUUCUAUGAGUCCAAGUAUGCCUCGUGCCUGAAGAUGCUGGACGAGAUGAAGGACAACCUGCUCCUAGACAUGUACCUGGCCCCCCACGUCAGGACCCUGUACACACAGAUUCGCAACCGGGCCCUCAUCCAGUAUUUCAGCCCCUAUGUGUCAGCUGACAUGCGCAAGAUGGCCACAGCCUUCAACACCACAGUGGCGGCACUGGAGGAUGAGCUGACGCAGCUCAUCCUGGAGGGGCUCAUCAACGCCCGCAUCGACUCCCACAGCAAGAUCCUAUAUGCCCGGGACGUGGAUCAGCGCAGCACCACCUUCGAGAAGUCUCUGCUGAUGGGCAAGGAGUUCCAGCGCCGUGCCAAAGCCAUGAUCCUGCGGGCGGCUGUGCUACGCAACCAGAUCCACGUCAAGUCCCCUCCCCGGGAAGGGAGCCAAGGAGAGCUGACGCCGGCCAACAGCCAGUCCCGGAUGAGCACCAACAUGUGAGGGCACCCUCGGCCUCCAGGAUGGUCUGCACACCUCCCACCCUGCCCCGCCCCCCACCCUCGGACUCCUGGGCCUCCCAUCUGCUCCAGCAGCACUUCCAGAGGUGUUGCCUGUGGCCCACUUGUAGGGGCCUGGCUGCUGGCUGAUGCUAGCCCUCGGCCCCCUGCCUGGGCUUCCAUGUGCCCAGAUUCUUGUGCCCCACCUCCCCCUUGCUGCACCCUGUGCUGGGGGGCUGGGGAGGGGGUGGGCUUUCCUGGAAGGAGAGGCCUGCUGGGCUCACCCACGUGGCGCUGGGGCCCCCACCCGGCAGCACUGUCUCCCAGCCUCCAUGUUGAUGUGUCAUUUGGGGUUGUAGCAUUAUUGAAUCUUAGUCCAUUAAAGGGCAGCCUGAGAACA